Alternaria postmessia is the source of this 984-nucleotide messenger RNA. RefSeq lists its product as uncharacterized. Gene Ontology annotation, molecular function: methyltransferase activity. The coding region runs from base 1 to 984 and encodes 327 amino acids. NCBI's taxonomy places the organism in Eukaryota, Fungi, Ascomycota, Dothideomycetes, Pleosporales, Pleosporaceae. The transcript is spliced from 10 exons. The record is from RefSeq and is a predicted model, not a curated record.
AUGGCUGAUAUUGAAGCUCAGGUUGCUGUUGACUCGGAUGAAACCGACUCGGCAUUUGGCGACGACUCGGCAUCCGAGACCACGUCCCUCAAGUCCGCCGUAUACAACUACAAGUACCGCAACGGCCGGCGAUACCAUGCGUACAAGGAAGGAGCAUAUUGGGGUCCGAAUGACGAGACACAAUCAGAUCAGUUGGAUAUAACGCAUCAUAUCUGUCUCCUCUUGCUCGACGGCGAGCUGUUUUUGGCUCCGAUCAAGGAACAGCCUAUGCAUGUCUUGGAUCUGGGAACGGGCACUGGAAUCUGGGCUAUCGACUUUGCCGAUAGAUAUCCAUCAGCCGAGGUCAUAGGAACCGAUCUUAGCCCCACCCAACCAUCCAUGGUCCCACCCAACGUGCGCUUCGAAAUCGACGACUUCACUGAGCCGUGGCUAUUCAAGAAAGAUCAUUUCGACUUCAUACACAUGCGAUCACUAUAUGGGUGUGUAGCGAACUGGGCGACCUUCUAUAGAGAAGCACUGGAUGCCCUCCAACCCGGCGGCUACGUCGAACAGCUCGAAAUCAGCGUUGUACUAAAAUCCGACGACGGCACCGUCACCUCCGGUUCCAUCUUCGACCGCUGGGGCAAGAUCUCGCUCGAACUCGGUGACAAAUUCGGCAAAUCUCUCCGCACAGUCGACGAAUCGCGUGCGGGGCUCGAAGCAGCAGGCUUUGUCAACGUGGUAGAACGGCGCUGGAAGUUGCCGGUAGGAGGAUGGCCGGCGGAUAAGAGGUUCAAGGAGUUGGGCCAGUACAAUCGGAUUAACUGGGAGCAGGGCAUCGAAGGGUGGAGCUUGUACCUGUUGACGACGGUGAUGAAGUGGAGUAAGGAGGAGGUUGAGGUUUAUCUUGCGCAUAUGAGGACAGCGCUGAGGGAUCGGAGUAUCCAUGCUUAUCAGGAGAUCGCUGGUCUAUGGACAGAAGCCGCCGAGGCCAAGGAAGGAUGA